Messenger RNA from Acanthopagrus latus (yellowfin seabream), 4049 nucleotides. RefSeq names its product vang-like protein 2. The transcript has 8 exons. Gene Ontology annotation, biological process: establishment of planar polarity; Wnt signaling pathway, planar cell polarity pathway; multicellular organism development. The record is from RefSeq and is a predicted model, not a curated record. Gene Ontology annotation, cellular component: plasma membrane. Lineage: Eukaryota; Metazoa; Chordata; Actinopteri; Spariformes; Sparidae. The coding region runs from base 915 to 2492 and encodes 525 amino acids.
UGCGGAAAAUGUCUCGAUAAGCUGCCGCUGGUGCUUCUGGGUGCGUGUGCGCUGCUGUAACGCGGAAAGAUAGAGGAGGCUCCGGGGCGCCGGAGAUCUCCGGUUUCCCCAAACAAUAGUCGACAGGACGCGAUGAUGGUCGCCUUUUUUUUUUUUUUUUUUUUUUGAAACCGCAGGGAACUUUAGGACCCUCAUCGGCCCUAUUGUUGUUCCCACCGAGGCCACGUAGCUCCGUGGGGGCGAUUUUAAACGUGGGAGGACGACUUGUGCGUUUGUGAGUGUUUCUAAAAGGACGUAUAUGAUCCGGAGACGGAUGCGCAUGGAGGGAAUAACCGCGUCCAGCUUGAUUUGUAGGCCGGAGGGUUUGAAUUUCUCUCCUCGGUGAAGGGACUGGUGGGAAUUUGAGUGCGUCCAUUCAUUUUACUGCGAGGAAAAGGGGGAAACGGGAGGAGAAAGGGAACAAACAUACGGGAUAAUUUGGCACCAGGACGCGACCGGUGGGGCCUGGGAGUCUCCCAUUGUCCUGGCCGAACACAACUGCCUGCUUUUUUUUCCUCGUUUUGUAGGUCGUACAACUCUUUACAUUCGCCCCGAAUGCUCCCGGCUCCUCACAAUCGCAGCCACCUCAGCUCUCCCCUGCUGCCACUCUCCUACCCGUCAUCCUCUCCUGCCCCUCUUCUCCUCCUCUCUAGCCUCCCCCGCUCUCCCGCCUCCCUUCUCCUGCUCCCUCCUCGUCGGCCUCCAAGAUAGAUUCCCUCAGGAGCAAGGUUGACCUGCUCAAGCUGCCCCUCGCUCUCUCCACCAAGUCCAUCUCCGAGCGCAAGAGCCAGCUGGGAGGAGUCGGCGAGCAGCGCGGCACGGGGGGAGGAGGAGGCGGCGGGGCUCGUAAAGCCCGCCCACCGCUGACCCGAGACAUGGACAACGAGUCGCAGUACUCGGGCUACUCAUACAAGUCCUCGCACUCCAGGAGCUCCCGCAAGCACAGGGAUCGGAGGGAUCGACACCGAUCUAAGAGUCGAGACAGCAGCAGCCGUGGGGACAAAUCGGUCACCAUCCAGACUCCUGGAGAGCCGCUGCUGGACGCAGAGUCGACCCGCGGGGAUGACAGGGAUGACAACUGGGGCGAGACCACCACGGUCGUCACUGGCACCUCAGAACACAGCAUCUCAAACGAGGACCUGACCCGUGUCACAAAAGACUUGGAAGAGUCGACUCCGCUGGAGUGCAAGCGCUUCGUUGGCCCGGCUCUAGGAGGCUGCCUGAGCUUCUUCGCCCUGGUCACACCGUUAGCCUUCCUCAUCCUCCCGCAGGUCCUGUGGCGUGACGCCCUCGAGCCGUGCGGCACGCCCUGCGAAGGCCUCUACGUCUCUCUGGCCUUCAAGCUCCUGGUCCUGCUCAUCUCCUCCUGGGCGCUGUUCCUCCGGCCCCCUCGCGCCACGCUGCCGCGCUUCUUCGUCUUCCGCUGCCUGCUGAUGGUGCUGGUGUUCCUGUUUGUGGCGUCGUACUGGUUGUUCUACGGCGUGCGGGUGCUGGAGCCCAGGGAGAGGGACUACAGGGGGAUUGUGGAGUACGCCGCCUCGCUGGUGGACGCUCUGCUCUUUAUACAGUACCUGGCUCUGGUGCUGCUGGAGGUCCGACACCUGCAGCCCGCCUUUUGCCUCAAGGUUGUCCGGAGUACGGACGGAGCCAGCAAGUUCUACAACGUGGGCCACCUCAGUAUCCAGCGGGCGGCCGUCUGGGUGUUGGACCGUUAUUACAGCGACUUCCCCGUCUACAACCCUGCCCUGCUUAACCUGCCCAAGUCCAUCCUGUCCAAGAAGAUGACCGGCUUCAAGGUUUACUCCCUAGACGAAAACACCACCAACAACUCCACAGGCCAGUCUCGAGCCAUGAUAGCAGCCGCCGCCCGGAGGAGAGACAACUCCCACAACGAGUUCUACUACGAGGAGGCCGAGAUGGACCGCAGGGUCCGCAAGCGCAAGGCCAGGCUGGUCGUGGCGGUGGAGGAGGCCUUUACGCACAUCAAGCGCCUCCACGAAGAGGAGCUCGCCUCGUCCCCCAAACACCCGAGGGAGGUGAUGGAUCCUCGCGAGGCGGCUCAAGCUAUUUUCGCCCCGAUGGCCCGGGCCAUGCAGAAAUACCUAAGAACCACCCGGCAGCAGGCUUUCCACAGCAUGGAGAGCAUCCUCACACACCUGCAGUUCUGCAUCACACACAACAUGACGCCGAAGGCCUUCCUGGAGCGCUACCUCUCCCCAGGCCCCACCAUGCAGUACCAGCAGCAGAACGGCAGGGGGCGCCAGUGGACUCUAGUGAGCGAGGAGCCGGUGACCUCGGCGCUGCGUCAGGGUCUGAUCUUCUCCCUGCGACGCCUGGACUUCUCCCUGGUCGUCACGGUGACGCCGCUCCCCUUCCUGCGUCUCGGGGAGGAGUUCAUCGACCCAAAGAGCCACAAGUUUGUGAUGAGGCUGCAGUCGGAGACCUCGGUGUGAGGGCGGCCCACCUUCCCCACCCCCCACAACCCCGCGCUGCCCUCUCUUCUGCAUCACCCCUGUGGCCGGACAUGUGUUCUGCUCACAUCCAAUCAUUUCCUGUCUGUGACAAAGGAAACCAUUGAAGGAGAGGAGCGUGUGAAUCCUCCUUCCUGUUUGAUGAUCAUCACAGAUGCUCUGAUAUCAGACUGUGAUCAGCUCAAUGAUUGUCCAAACCUGGAUUUUAAAGAUGCCUUGACUCUCUCUUAUUCUGUGUUGCUGAGUCUUAACAACACACUGUACAACAAAAAAAAACACACAAAAAAACCCAACUUCUUUUCAAAAGGGGGACUUUUUCUCUUUUUGCCUCAUCUUCUUCUGUAACCACUGGACUACUUUACUGUGCUGACUCAAUACAUGAACACCAGAGGAGGGGGAUUACAUCACGCUUGUCACUUCCUCUCUCAUGUGUCUUAAAAACAGACAAACUGGAGCUCAAGUCUGACUGCAAACGCUGGCGUACCACUGCCUCUUGGUUCCCUGUCAGUGUGUUGUUUCGUUUCAGAUGACGCAGACUGUUUUUUAUAUGAAAGGGUGUGACUUUUUUUUUUUCAAUUUUACUUACAGAAUGUAGCAUUAUGUGCAUUGAAUUAACACGCGGCUUUUCUGCGGCCUGAAGGCCAAAACGUCUUUUUUCUCUGACUGUAAAGAAAAACGGAAGUACAUUCCUGAGUUGUUGCUACUCCAGACUCUGUAUGUUCACGACUGUCUCAAUAUGCAGCUUUUGUUUAUUUUAUUCUACACUGGCAUUUUUUAAUUUUUUAAUUUUUUUUACUAUUAAUUUUUAAGCAAGAAAGACUCCAUGAUGUCCUCAUUCACACCUGCUAUAAACACGCAAUCUGUAUCUGCAUAUUUUAAUCUGGAAGAGGAUGUUAAAGAAACAGUUCACCUAAAAUUCAGACAUUAUCUUCUCAGCUCCAGUCCAGUGGAAAGUGGGGUGAAGCUUCGUCGUCCGUAAAACAUUUCUGGAGCUUCACAACAAAAAAAGCGUUGCAGGAGUUUCUCCUAAACAACUGAAAUAGAUGGGGACUUGUUUUAAAACGUCAAAUCAUUAAAUCAUUAAAGCUUCUCCAGUGUAAGGAAAGUCUUCGGAAGCCCUGAGAUCCCAAAUUAAUUUGAAAAGAGAUUUACACCCUUGACGUGGGGUGUGCACUAAUGCUUUUAGCUUUGCAGCCACUGUGGUGAUUUCAGUCAAAGAGUAUGAAUAUCUUUUAAAUUCUGGCUUAAGUCUCUGGAUGCCCUGGGAAAUUACAUUUUAAAAGGCUUGAUUUACCUGCAUUUUUAAAGCCAAGAUCUUCACUGUAGCUGCUAAGCUAAAGGUGUUAGCAUGCACGCUGCUAAGCAAGCCUCACAGUGCAUCAGGUGUGUGAAUAACAUCUUCUUAAAUGAAUGUGGUAUCUCAUGAUUCCGAGGACCUGGUAUUACUCCGGAUGAACUAUAUCGAGCCAUUUCAUGCUUCUUUUAUUUUUGUUGUGUUUGUCAAAUGUUGAAACAAAAAUAAAGUCCCCAUCUACUUCA